AUGGUAGAAUCCACCAGCAAAUGCGGUCGCCACGCGGUGUGUAACGGUGAAACCCCCGAGAAGAACCUCAUGUCCAAGCGCAGACGACACAAAACAGUCCAUUUCGGCGACAACCUGUUGCUGCAAGUGUGCACCAACGCCAACUUAGCCUCCCAAGUGUCCUACGCCAAGAUGGAGCCGAACGUGCAGCAGCUGUUCAGCUUCAUCGAGACCGUCCUCAGCGCUUGGGUGGCGGAAGAGGGCCUCACCUCGCAAGGGGAGGUCAGCGAGAUGGACGAGAAGGAGAUGCAGCGGAGGAGGCACAAGAAGCACUGCGCCAAGGUGAAGAAGUUGGACGUGAGGAGGCUGGUGGCUGAGGUCGCGAGGCUGAGUGGGACUAGGUAUUUGGGGAACCUCAGGUACAGGCACAUGCACUGGAAGGGGAACCCGGAUGCUGAGGGGUGCAACGAGCUGUUUCUGAGGAAGAACAAGGAGUACGGUUAUCGGUGGAAACUGAUUAAGAAGGGUCUUCAGAAUAAGGUCACAAUAAAUGUAAGUGAUGUGCAAGCUAUAUCCAGCAAUGUGAUCGAACAGACAGAAUCAAAUGAGUGUGUUACAUUGAAUCCGCUGAGCCUCUACAAUGCCGAUAUCUCCAAAUCUGGUUCGAUUGCUGCUUCGCUAUCUGAAGAUAACUUAGACGGUCCUUCAUUUAUUGGACAAGUUUUGAUCCACCAAGAAUAA
This is a messenger RNA of Phaedon cochleariae (mustard beetle), 720 nucleotides long. NCBI's taxonomy places the organism in Eukaryota, Metazoa, Arthropoda, Insecta, Coleoptera, Chrysomelidae. The record is from the annotation of a GenBank genome assembly.